This is a messenger RNA of Entamoeba invadens IP1, 909 nucleotides long. RefSeq lists its product as hypothetical. The transcript has a single exon. The record is from RefSeq and is a predicted model, not a curated record. Bases 1 to 909 code for a protein of 302 amino acids. NCBI's taxonomy places the organism in Eukaryota, Evosea, Mastigamoebida, Endamoebidae.
AUGAUCAACAGCAUCCGAAUCCUUCAUGAAAAGAAGAGAGUCCAGUGGAUGCAAAGGCACCUCCCAACAACAGUAAUUAAAAGGUAUGGACAAAACUUGUCACAUCCGUUCUUCGAAGCUUUUAACACGUAUCUUGAAGACACCUUUGAAACACGUUCAGAUAGAUACAAGGGAUUCAUCUAUGUUGGGGCGUCAAAGACGGGAAAAACGUUCUUCUUCGACAGAAUGCUUGUUCCAGAAAAGUAUCGAGUAAUCCACAAGAACCUCCUUAGUUUCAAUGAUGUUGGCGGGGAACAGUACAAACUAUUUCGAAUCCUAGAUGAUAUCAACUGGGCAGACGUAGACUCGGAAACACUAAAGGCACUUGUCAACAGAGGAGUAGCUACUACUAACGUGAAGUAUGGGUAUAGUUACAUCUUCCCACUGAUUCCAAUCUUCCUCAUGAACGCAAACACGUACGACAUCUUUCGGAUCAGAUACAAGAAAAUAUGGUCCUUCAUCCAGGAAAACUUCACGGUCUUUCCAAAACAAACGGGUGACAGUGUGAUUGAAGACAAACAACUCCUGUACACAGGAACGGAAACAGACGCAUAUUACAUCGAAAACUACAUCAAGGACUGCAACUUUGAAUCACUCUACAACGGAAACAAUAUGAUCGAAUCUAUUCAACAGAAAUGGAACACCAUGACCAAACAACUGCGAUACAUCCCAUUCCCAGACACAUUUGAUAUUCCUAAUCCACAUGAAAGGUAUUCAAAUCUCGAAACGGAGUUCAACCAGAAGAACCUCGAGCACAAGAUGGAAAAGCUCUCAGAAAACGAAAUGAUGGACAGAUACGACGAUGACAGAACGUGGAUGUCCGAAGAAGAAGACGGAACCGAUAAAAAUGAUAGUUCCGUAAUAGAAUAA